Molecule: messenger RNA, 1770 nt
Organism: Drosophila mauritiana
Lineage: Eukaryota; Metazoa; Arthropoda; Insecta; Diptera; Drosophilidae
Exons: 1
Coding region: 27-998 (323 amino acids)
Cellular component (GO): cytoplasm
Source: RefSeq, a predicted model, not a curated record
AAGAGCGAUAGUCAGUUGAGGACAAGAUGCCGCAGUGGCUGGUCAUUGGUAUCUCGGGCGUCACCUGUGGCGGCAAGACGACGCUAGCCCACAGCCUGCACGACUACUUCAAGGGUCUGAGCGGAGCGCCGCUGUGGAACUCACCGUACACCAUUGGCGAGGUGCGUCUGAUCUCGCAGGAUGACUACUUUCUGCCCGUGGAGGACAAGCGACAUCAGCGGAAUGAGGCACUCAACGCCAUCAACUUCGAGCUCAUCACCUCGCUGGACAUGGCCAAGAUGCUGAACGACAUAGCGCACAUAAUCAAGGGGCGCCAUGUGGCUCCCGAGCCACAGGAGCAGCUUGUGACCUAUGCCAACUUCGAGCACUACGCCCUGCAGUUCCAGCAACAGUACCAGUACAAUGCGAACUACUACAAACAGGCCAAUGGCGGGGUCUAUCAAUAUCCGCCACAGCAGCACCCGAGACAUCACCCCCAUCACCAGCAGCACCACCACCAGCAGCAGCAAAUCCAGCAGCAGCAGCAGCACAUUAUGCGCAUCAAUGCCCAGAUUGCCGCCCAGCUGAGGGACAAGAAGGUCAACUUCCUCCUGGUCGAGGGUUUCAUGAUCUUCAACCAGCCGGAGCUGCUGGCCCUGUGCAACCUUAAGUAUCACUUCCAUCUGCCCUAUGAGAAGUGCUUCGAGCGGCGCAGUAAGCGCACCUACGAUCCACCCGAUGUCACGGGCUAUUUCGAGCUCUGUGUGUGGCCGCACUACGAAAAGAACUUUAGCGAGUACCGCGACUGCAAGGACAUCACAUUCCUCAAUGGUGAGAUCGGCAAAGAGAAGAUCUUCAAGUUCGUCCUCCAGCGCAUCGUCCACUACUUUGAGGAGCGCUGCGAGGUCCCGGCUCCUGCUCCCGUCGUCUGUCCGCCGCAGCAGAAACGCUUCGGGAUGCUCUACAUGGGUCCGAGCAAUAACAACGUCAUGCCGACGGCGUGUCCCAUGGAGCAAUAGAUUGUCCUUCGAUCCAGAGUACAAUAAUUGAAUAUUGUAUAGUAGUAGGAUGUUAAACGGUUCAAAAUUGUUUGGAUUACUUCUCCGAAUCGUGGCUAAAAUUCCCAGAUUACGUUAUAGUUGUAAGCUACUCUAAGGGUGGUUCGAUUUUAAAUUGUUAAAAGUAAGAUCUAAAAUCAAUUAUUUCAUCCAAAUUAAAAAUGUGAGUUUUUGGAACUUAAGCCAAUUUUAAGCAUCGCAAAGUCCAAAGAAAAGUGCAGUAUUGUUUAGAGAAUAUUUUGAUUGUUUUGCCGAACCUACAACUUCCAAGGCCAAUUUGCGUACAGUUUCUAGCUUCUUUUCACGGAACAAUCGAAAAAAAUCGACCCGCCCUAGAAUCAACUAUUAUUAGUUAGUCUUUAUUUCGUAUUAAGAUAGUUAUUAUGGGUGACAUGGUCUCUCUUGUGGAGAAUGCUCUUGUAACCAGAUUGUGAAAUGAAGAAACUCGGUUCAGGAAUUCAUAUUUAGCUGUGCUAACUAUUAUAUUGUAUUGUUUACUAUUACGUCAUGGAAUUUAGCAAAACCCCAACGAGGCAUUUGGUGUGGGGCGUUUUUAUGGAGUCGAAAAGUUAUUGUACUAUAUAAUGGAUAUUUAUAUAUGCACCUUGUAAAUACCGUAGUGUAUAUUUACCAAAUUAAACCUAGCUUUAAGACUAUGACCUAAAAGAAUUAUAUAUUUUUUUUCUUGUGCGAAACAAAACACACAUACGAAUAAACAGACAUUUAACCUCAA